Amphiprion ocellaris (clown anemonefish) is the source of this 4566-nucleotide messenger RNA. RefSeq names its product sphingomyelin phosphodiesterase 4 (gene smpd4). The record is from RefSeq and is a predicted model, not a curated record. Gene Ontology annotation, biological process: sphingomyelin catabolic process; ceramide biosynthetic process; glycerophospholipid catabolic process. The transcript has 18 exons. Lineage: Eukaryota; Metazoa; Chordata; Actinopteri; Pomacentridae. Bases 1918 to 4257 code for a protein of 779 amino acids. Gene Ontology annotation, molecular function: sphingomyelin phosphodiesterase D activity.
AUAUUUUUAAUUGAAUAAACCUUUAAAACUAUAAGUCAUCGAUUAAGAAGUCAUAUUUUUGGGUGAAAUAAACUUUGAAAUCUUAGCUCAGUUGUUAUAAAAGCAGUAUUUUGUUUGGAAUAAACCUUUUAAACCAAAGCUUGGUAGUUAGAAAGUCAAAUUUUGAUUGGAUUAAGCUCUUAAAACCAUAUUUUGUUAGUUCGAAAAUACUUUUUUGAUGGAAUAAACCUUUAAUAUUUGGGUAGAACCUAAUAUAGUUCAUUGAAUAAACCUUUAAAACUCUAAGUAAUUUGUUAGAAAGUAAUACUUGGGUGGGAUAAACUUUGAAUUCUUCGCUCAGUUGUUAUGAAAACAGUAUUUUGGGCGGAAUAAACCAUAAAACUACAACUCAUUUGUUAGAGAACAAUAUUCUGGCUGAAAUAAAUCUUUAAAACCAUAAAUUGGUAGUUAGAAAGUCUAAUUUUGAUCAAAUAAACCUUUAAUGUUUGGAUAAAAGCUAAUAUUUUUAAUUGAAUAAACUGUUGUGAAGCACGGAGAUAUGGGAUCCCAGAAUCAGUCAUUUAUAAGGGCUGACUGUGAUCUCAUAGUAGGGAGUGUUGAGAAACAUGGAGGUAUGAGAUCCCAGAAUCAGCCACAAGGGGAAGACUCUGGCAGAAUAACAGCUAAAUAAGGGAACAUUGUGAUGUUAUAACCUGUGAUUUGUAACUGAUUCAUGCUAUAACCUAAUAAGUGUGUUAAAGCUAACACGAAUACCUAUUUUUAUAAUCUUUGUUUAAGAAGUAACUAAGUCAGAACAGCAACUCACUGUGAAAAGUGAUGUUUUGGUUACCAGGGAAACUGAUGUUUUUGAUAUGACAAAUAUGAGGAACUAAUGCUUUAUUGAAUGGAAAUGCUUUUAAGAGUUUGAUUACUAUGAAACUGAGAUGUUUUAUAAAGAGUUUUGAUUACUGUUAAACUAAGGUUUUUAACUUAGUAAUGAAGUGAGAAGUCAAGAGCUGAGGUGAACUGAGGUCAAGUGUUCACAGUAAAGGUUAUUAAGCUCAAAAUAAAUGUCAGGGAUUUUUGUGAGUCGGUCUGUUUCCUGACCGGAGGCCUGCUCUGAGCUGCAGAUGGAACAAAUACAUUAACAGAGAAGUGAGACUGAGUGGAAGGGUCCAAACAGUCCAAACAGUUAGUUUCAGUUCCUCAAACAUGGAGGGGUCUUAGGAUGAGUUGGGGGGAGCUGGUGGAACAGUCCAGAAUAGAUGGUUUUGGUUCCUCCAGAGCACGCAGAGGCCAUGAGGUCAGUGGAUGGAAGCAGUGCACGAGUAAGGAGGGGGAUGGAUGCUGUCAUCAUGUAUGUUAAUUAAGGGUGCAGUCAUUGCAUAUGCAAAAGGUUCAGUUGUUGUAUAAAUUGCACUGGAUCAAGACACGAGUUGGGAGAGUUACGAGGUAGUCGCUGGAUGCAAGCCAGGCAGCAAUGUUCUGAGCAUGGGGGAUUUUACCACGUAACUUGGAAGAGAAUUCAACAUGAUCUGUAAAGGAAUAACUUUUCCACGGGAAUUAUGGAUUUAAGGACUGCUCUUUCUGCACUGUUGGAGGAUUACAAAAGACUGUGAUCUAAAAAUAACGCUGACUGAAGGAAUAUUACUGAACUCUAUUAUUUCCAAAAGGAUUAACACCAGAGUGGAUUAUAACAAAGUUUUUAUUGGGCCAAACAACAUAAAGGAUACAAGCAGAUCUAAAUGGGGACUGAACUCUCUCUCCACCUCCUCCCUGGAGCAGAGCCCAGCGGGGCGUCGGUCUUCAGGUGAGCAGCAGGAGCUGCAUGUGAUCUUCCCCUGGCUGGUAGAAAGCGUGUUCGGCAGUCUGGACGGGAUCAUCGCCGGCUGGAACCUGAGACUCCUUCACUCUCGGAGCACCGAGUAUAAUGUGGUGAUGGAGUUCCUGAACCCCAGCGGCCCGAUGAUGAAACUGGUUUACAAACUCCAAGCUGAAGAGUACAAAUAUGAAAUCCCCGUUAACUAUCUGCCGGGUCCAUUGAAGGCCUGCAUCCAGGAAGGAGUUCUACCCGACUGUCCUCUGUUCCACAACAAGCUGCAGUUUCCUCUGUCUGGUCUGCUGACUCUGAACAUCGCUCUCAAUCCGUUUGAAUUCUUCAUGUUUAAUUUCGCUUUCUGUCUCAUCACACCAAAGAACUUCCCUCCAGGCCAGCAUGGUGGCUCCACAGACAGCGCCUACUUCGUCCUGGUGGACAUCUACCUGAAGUACUUCCUCCCCAGUGAAGGAAGCGUUCCUCCGUCUCCGUUCUCUGACUCCAGAGGUUCGGUUACAGCUCCAUCACCCAGAUCAUCCAGCGUUUCCUUCACUGGUUACGGCGUCCACAGUCCCAGUCUGCUGAAGCAUCACAUCUUCCAUCAGCCGUCGGUGAACGCCGACCCAGCAGCCCAGGAGAUCUGGAGGACGGAAACGCUGCUACAGAUGUUUGUGGAGGUCUGGCUCCAUCACUACUCCUUGGAGAUGUACCAGAAGCUGCAGUCUCCUCAGGUAAAGCUGGCGCUGCUGCAGUACCGCCUCAGUAUGUCCAGCAUGCCGUACCAACCCUACGCCCCACCAGGCUCUGGGACCCUCCACACCUACCAAGUACUUUUACCUUUUCAUUCACCCCUGUUGCUCCUGGAGGUAAACCCCAGUCAGUACAGCUCCGUCAAGGCUACUUCUCUCUUAUGGACGGCCACUGAUGAGGAGCCCUUCAGCCCGACGGAGGAGCACGUGUUGGUGGUCCGACUCCUGGUCAAACAUCUGCACGCCUUCUCCAGCAGCCUGAAGCCGGAGCAGCUGUCGUCCUCACCGUCGGCCCACUCCCACACCAGCCCCCUGGAGGAGUUCAAGAGAGUUGUGGUGCAGCGUUUUGUGCAGCAGAAACUCUACCUGUUUCUCCAGCACUGCUUUGGUCACUGGCCUCUAGAUGCAUCUUUCAGAGCGGUUUUGGAGACGUGGCUGAGCUACAUCCAGCCGUGGAGAUACACAGGGGAGAAGACCAACGUUCAGCCCGACCAAAACAGAACAGAAAACAGAACCAUACCUGACAAAUGGGAGUCCUUCGUUCAGGAGAACCUGCUCAUGUACACGAAGCUCUUCCAGGUGUUCCUGAACCGAGCCGUACGAACGGAUCUGGUCAACGCCAAAAAUGCACUGAUGGUGUUCAGGGUGGCCAAAGUGUUCGCUCAGCCGAACCUCGCAGAAAUGAUCCUGAAAGGAGAGCAGCUGUUUCUGGAACCCGAACACGUCCUCCAUCACCGGCAGCCCCGCGGCUACCUGACGCCGGGUCAGGGAGGCAGCUACCUGUCGUCACGGCAACGGGUGGUGACGGACAUGGUGUUCAGGGUGAAGAGUCACGUCUACGCUCUGGAAGGGCAGGACUGUCAGUACAAGCAGAUGUUUGGCACGGAUCUCCGAGGAGCAAUCAUGAAGUUAAUCCAGAUCAUUGCACAAGCUAGACAGACGGCCAAGAGGAUAUCGGAUCACUCCAGCGAGGUGGCGGCGAACAACUCCUUCCUGUCCUGGUUCGGACUCGGCUCCUCGGAUCUCAACAGCACGUUUCCCGGCGCCGAGCCCGAAGAGAGCGGCGAGUGUCUGAAGAAGACCCACGAAUUCCUGGACAGAGCUCUGGAAAACCUCUGUCAGAUCUUUAAGCUGAACCAGGGUCAGCUGACUCAGCUCAUAUCAAACCUUGGCUCCUCCCAGGAUGACGGAAACUGCAAACAGCUUCCCGACUGCAUCCAGAGCGACAGCGGGCUGAUCCUGACCGACCUGGGCAGGAGGCAGAUCAUUAACGGACUGCGGAGGUUUGACGUCCCGUAUCAAGGAGACCCGGAGCUGCAGCCCAUCAGGAGCUACGAGAACGCCCUGCUGGUCAGGCUGUUCUACCGGAUCUCCUGCCUGGUCAACCACAGGCUGGGAGGUCACAUGGAGGCUGUCUGCUCCCGUCCAGACUUCCUGGGUCGCCUCGGCCGCUACUACCUGACCGAUCCGGAUUGGACCUUCAGGCUGAGGCAGAGCCCGACGUCCCGGCAGACGGUGGAGAGGAGCCGGCAACCGAGGCUGAGUCUCCGUCCGCUGGCCAGCUACAGGACCUUGCUGCUCCUGCUGCUGCUCUACAUGUUGGGGGCGCUGCUGAGCUUCGGCCCCGCCUCCAGCACGGCGCUCAUCCUGGCCGGCGGCUUCCUGUACGGCCUGCUGGUGGCGCUGUUCGGAGACAAACUGAAGACUCACUAGAAGGUUGACAGAAGGAAAGACGUGUCCGUGAGCGGAGCAUCGAUAAUGAUGGAUCAGUGGAAGGCUGUCAAUCAUAUUCUCAGUUCAUGCAUUUAUAUAACUCUGAAUUCACGCUGUGCUGCUCUUUCAGCCUGUUUUAGUGGGUUUAGAUCCUGACUGGGCUGAAAACAGACCCACAACUCUUCUCUUUUCAUGCUUGUCAUGUGACUGAUGUAAAGAAGCAGCUGGAGAAGUGAUGGAGGAAAGUAUUUUCUUGGUGGUAGCAGGAUGCGUUUUUGUCCAAAAGCCUCAAUAAACUGUUUGCACUCA